GGCGGACUGGGGGCUUGACAAUGGCUCGGCGCAGGCGCAGUCGGCGUGAGGGCUGCCGGGCUCGGGCGCGUUGACGCGGAGCGGCGGCGACCAUGGACGACGAGGAGGAGACGUACCGGCUGUGGAAGAUUCGCAAGACCAUCAUGCAGCUGUGCCAUGACCGUGGCUACCUGGUGACCCAGGAUGAGCUGGACCAGACGCUGGAGGAGUUCAAGGCCCAGUUUGGGGACAAGCCAAGUGAAGGGCGGCCACGGCGCACAGACCUCACGGUGCUGGUGGCCCACAACGACGACCCCACUGACCAGAUGUUCGUCUUCUUCCCAGAGGAGCCCAAGGUGGGCAUCAAGACCAUCAAGGUGUACUGCCAGCGGAUGCAGGAGGAGAACAUCACCCGCGCCCUCAUCGUGGUGCAGCAGGGCAUGACCCCCUCUGCCAAGCAGUCCCUGGUCGACAUGGCCCCCAAGUACAUCCUGGAGCAGUUUCUGCAGCAGGAGCUGCUCAUCAACAUCACAGAGCACGAGCUGGUCCCGGAGCAUGUCGUCAUGACCAAGGAGGAGGUGACCGAGCUGCUGGCCCGGUAUAAACUCCGAGAAAACCAGCUGCCCAGGAUCCAGGCCGGGGACCCGGUGGCCCGCUACUUCGGGAUAAAGCGGGGGCAGGUGGUGAAGAUCAUCCGGCCCAGCGAGACCGCGGGCAGGUACAUCACCUACCGGCUGGUGCAGUAGCCGCCCCGCUCCCAGGUCGAUUCUUCUCGGGAAGAGAGAACCAUGUCUUCCUACCCAUAAUCACCGAAUUCUGUUUACCUUCUACCGAUGAGGUUGUGGUCAUUCUUCGGAAAUUCCUGAGCGGGGGCCAGGGCAGGUCCCCGUUCUGGCCGAUGCCCAUGUCCUGGGACGCAGCGACGACACCGUCUAGCGGACGGGCCAGGGCAGCAGCUGUGGCCGCCGCAGCACUCGCCGCACUGGGACUCCCCGCCCAGCUUGGCGCGAAAUUUGGCUGGGCUGUUCUUGAAUGUGGACCUCCUACGGGGACGGGCACCUGGGGGGCUCGGUCCAUCCGACUGUAGGUUUCGGCUCAGGUCACGAGCUCACGUUGGUGAGUUUGAGCC
This is a messenger RNA of Suricata suricatta (meerkat), 1108 nucleotides long. RefSeq names its product RNA polymerase II subunit E (gene POLR2E). Bases 93 to 725 code for a protein of 210 amino acids. NCBI's taxonomy places the organism in Eukaryota, Metazoa, Chordata, Mammalia, Carnivora, Herpestidae. The transcript has 8 exons. Gene Ontology annotation, cellular component: RNA polymerase I complex; RNA polymerase II, core complex; RNA polymerase III complex. Gene Ontology annotation, molecular function: DNA binding; DNA-directed RNA polymerase activity. Gene Ontology annotation, biological process: DNA-templated transcription. The record is from RefSeq and is a predicted model, not a curated record.